ACGAGAUCAGGAGCCGGGGCGUCUCUCUCGCUCCCUAUGUCGUUCUUUCUCUCUCGCUCGCUCUUACAUAAUAAAAACGAACAGAAAAACCAGAGCACACAGAGAGCUACAACAUGUAACGAUCAAUCAGUCGGUCAUGAUCAUAAUCACAGGAAUGAAGCUUCUCUUUUCUCUACUCAUCGUUUCUCUCAGUUUAUCCUCUUCUCUUCACCCUACCUUUGCCAGAGGCAGCCAACACGCCUCUCUCCCUUCAGGCUUCGAAUAUAGUAGUUAUGUGGGUUCUGCACGGCAUUUGUUCGAGGAAAAUCGGUUUCAUAUCAGUGAUGAAGUUGCUCAAGGUUACAUGACUAAUUCUGAUCUGGAGAAGGCCGUUAAGGCAUUCGGGCAAAGAUGUAGUAACAUUUCUAGGAUAUAUAGUAUUGGGAAGAGUGUGAAUGGCGUUCCGCUGUGGGUGAUAGAAAUUUCUGACAAGCCUGGGGAGGAAGAGGCUGAACCUGCAUUUAAGUACAUUGGGAAUGUGCAUGGAGAUGAACCUGUAGGCCGUGAGCUUCUAUUGUUUCUCGCAAAUUGGAUAUGUGACAAUUAUCUUGAGGAUCCCUUGGCCAGAACAAUUGUAGAGAAUGUUCACCUUCAUAUACUUCCAUCCAUGAAUCCUGAUGGAUUUUCACUUAGGAGGCGUGGUAAUGCAAAUAAUGUUGAUCUAAAUCGAGAUUUUCCAGAUCAGUUUUUUCUCAUAAAUGACGAUGUGAAUGUGCGGCAACCUGAAACCAUGGCAGUUAUGAGUUGGUUGAGAAAGAUCCAUUUUACAGCAUCUGCCAGUUUACAUGGGGGUGCACUUGUUGCAAAUUAUCCGUGGGAUGGCACUUGGGAUAAAAGGACAACUUACUUUGGAUGUCCUGACGAUGAAACAUUCCAGUUCAUGGCAAGUACAUAUAGUCGCUCUCACUAUAACAUGUCUUUGAGCAAGGAAUUUAAAGGAGGAAUUACAAAUGGAGCAGCUUGGUACCCUAUAUAUGGUGGCAUGCAAGACUGGAACUAUAUACAUAGUGGUUGUUUUGAAUUGACCUUGGAGAUAAGUGAUAAUAAAUGGCCGUCUGCUAAUGAGCUUCCUACUCUUUGGAAAUACAACAAAAUGAGCAUGCUUAAUCUUGUUGCGAGCCUUGUGAAGACAGGAGUACAUGGAAGAAUCUUUUCAUCGGACAGUGGAAGGCCACUCCCAGGCUCUAUUACUGUAAAGGGUAUAAAUCUCACGGUCAAAGCAGGAAGAACGUUUGCUGAUUACCAUCGCUUGCUUGCUCCAGGAGGGCGAUAUGAAGUUAUAGCCAAUAUGCCUGGGUACAAAUCGAGAAACACGUGUAUCUGGUUGGAAGAAGCUGCAAUGACAUUGGAUUUUGUUCUUGAUCCAGAAGUCAUACUCAUGGGGAAUCUACCACGAAGUGGCUAUCCGAGCAGGCUUGAAUUUGUUGACUUUCUUUGGGGUUCCCACCUGCGAGUUUUUGUGAUUUUGAUGAUUGUUGUAGGAUUUCUUUAUCUCUUACUUCUUCGGAGAAGGAACACUAACCUUUCAAAACAUAGACACUUGGGAGGGCAAAAAAUUGCGGGUGGGGUAUAAGCCUCUUAAUUUUUUUUGCCUUUGCGAAAGCUGAUAUAUUUUACAUCAGGAAAAAUACAAAAAUUAAAUCUUUCCCCUUCAUUAGAAAGCAUCCUUUUUUUUUUGGAUGAAUGAUUAAAAUUUUAUAUAAACAAAACAAAUCUUUAAGCAUCCAUUGCUUGGCUGCUGCAAGUUUGUAUUAUCAUAUAUGUUUUGUAUUUCUUGUAUGAGUAAUACUAAAUAUUGACUCCCAUCCCACUAGGUUGAUGUGGCAAUGUCCAUCGGCCAUUGGAUUUGAUCUCAGUAAAAUGGGAGUUGAGUA
Messenger RNA from Corylus avellana, 1913 nucleotides. RefSeq names its product carboxypeptidase D (gene SOL1). The record is from RefSeq and is a predicted model, not a curated record. Gene Ontology annotation, biological process: peptide metabolic process; protein processing. Gene Ontology annotation, molecular function: metallocarboxypeptidase activity; zinc ion binding; oxidoreductase activity. Lineage: Eukaryota; Viridiplantae; Streptophyta; Magnoliopsida; Fagales; Betulaceae.